AUGAAAUUACUUUACACCUUGACAUUCCUCGUGAUUUUAGCAUGUGGUAUUCUUGCUUUUGAUCAAGAAACCUAUCAACCACUUUCUGAAACAGCUGUCAGAGAUCAUUUCCUUGAUUUUACUCGUAAAUUCCAAAGAUUUUACAAAGGACCAGAAGAAUAUGAAUAUCGUUUGAAGGUUUUUAGAGAAAAUAUCGAAACUAGUCGUAGAAUGAAUAUCAGAGAAGGAAAUAAUAAUUAUGGCAUUACAAAGUUUUCUGAUUUGACAAGUGACGAGUUUAGAAAGUUUUAUUUGAUGGAAAAGAAGACACCAAAGGAGAUUCAAAAGAUGAUGAGAAUGGAUUCUAAUAAGAUGGUGUCUAAUAGUUAUGCCAAACCUGCUCCUGAUCAUUAUGAUUGGAGAAAUCAUGGAGCUAUCACUGGUGUCAAAGACCAAGGUCAAUGCGGAUCUUGUUGGGCAUUUUCUGCCAUUGGAUCCAUUGAAGGUUCCUAUGCCAUUAAACACAAGCAACUCGUUUCCUUCUCAGAGCAACAACUUGUCGAUUGUGAUAAUAAUUGUGUAACUUUUGAAAAUCAACAAUCAUGUGAUGAUGGAUGUAAUGGAGGAUUGCAAUGGUCGGCCUAUCAAUACUUGAUGAAGGCAGGAGGAGUUGUCACUGAAAAGGAUUAUCCUUACUAUGCUGAAAGAUACAAGUGUGAAGUGAAACCAGCUAAUUUUGUUGCUAAAUUGUCUAAUUGGACCAUGUUGUCGACUAAUGAAACUGAAAUGGCUAAUUGGUUGGCUGAAAAUGGACCAAUUGCUGUUGCUUUGAAUGCUGACUUUUUACAAAAUUAUAAUAAUGGAAUUGCUGAUCCUGCUUGGUGUGAUCCAACUCAAUUGGACCAUGGUGUUUUAAUUGUUGGUUAUGGUCUUGAAACUUUCUGGUUUGGUAAGCCACAACCUUAUUGGAUUGUUAAGAAUAGUUGGGGAUAUGACUUUGGAGAAGAUGGAUACUUUAGAAUUGUCAAAGGAGUUGGAAGAUGUGGUAUCAACACUGUUCCUUCUGCUGCCUUUGUUUAUUAA
This is a messenger RNA of Naegleria gruberi, 1062 nucleotides long. RefSeq lists its product as uncharacterized. The transcript has 3 exons. The record is from RefSeq and is a predicted model, not a curated record. The coding region runs from base 1 to 1062 and encodes 353 amino acids. NCBI's taxonomy places the organism in Eukaryota, Heterolobosea, Eutetramitea, Acrasida, Naegleriidae. Gene Ontology annotation, molecular function: cysteine-type endopeptidase activity. Gene Ontology annotation, cellular component: lysosome.